Molecule: messenger RNA, 959 nt
Organism: Sander lucioperca (pikeperch)
Lineage: Eukaryota; Metazoa; Chordata; Actinopteri; Perciformes; Percidae
Exons: 7
Coding region: 191-889 (232 amino acids)
Biological process (GO): response to bacterium
Source: RefSeq, a predicted model, not a curated record
GAUCGUGUACAGUGGGCAUACAGCCAUUAGUGACUUGCUGCUCAGACUUAAUAGGAAAUAACCUCAAGAAUAACUUGGUCUGGUAUCUGUUGAGGCGAUCAUAUGUUGUCAAAGACUCCACCUCUGAAGUAGAGAGCAGCCUUCCUGGAGCUCAGUUAGACAUCACAGAGCUGUGAUCAUACGCACCACGAUGAAACAGAGCCUGAUAACAGCUUUAAUUCUCUGCAGCAUCAGCUGGAUCUCUGUCUCAAGUUCUGAGUCUCACACUGAGACUGUGGAGGGUCGGCCGGGUGGAGAAGUCACACUCACAUGUUCUAACACGUCCAGCCGAGACGCUCUAACACUCUGGUUGAGAGUGGUCAACAGAACCAAGGCCAGCUUUAUCUCUGCGAUGUUCAGCUCUACAGUAAAACCUUUUUACAGUGAUGGAAUUCAAAAUGGAAGAUUCAACAUGAGUACCAACAUCUCCACUCUCUUUCUCCAAAUCAAACAUGUGGAUGUAUCUGACUCUGGACUGUAUUUAUGUGGAUUUUACAUCGGAGGACCUUUUCAUUUCAACGCAAUACACUUAAAUGUUAAAGGCAGUGAUGAUUCUCAUGAUGACGCUGACAGGAAGUCUGAAACAGAGUCUGAUGGAACAGCAAAGCUGAUGAGUUUGAUCCUGGGAGCUCUGACUGUUCUCCUCUUAAUGAUCAUCAUUGGUCUGGUUGUUAAAAACAGGAAACUUCAGAAAGCUGCCAAUGAAGAACAGAAUCCACAACAUCCUGAGAAUCUGGACUCUGACCUGAAAGAUGCAGCUCUGAGUUUGUAUGCAGCAACAAUAAGGAACAGGAGGCCUGCAUCAGAGAGAGAAGUGGAGACUCAUGCUGUUUAUGCUGUCUGCAGAUAGACUCAGAGUGGAACUGAUGCUUUAUCAUAUUCAUCUCCUGCUGUGUUCUUUUGUGGGGGAAUGGGGAGAA